Micropterus dolomieu (smallmouth bass) is the source of this 1837-nucleotide messenger RNA. RefSeq names its product RAD18 E3 ubiquitin protein ligase (gene rad18). The coding region runs from base 158 to 1651 and encodes 497 amino acids. Lineage: Eukaryota; Metazoa; Chordata; Actinopteri; Centrarchiformes; Centrarchidae. Gene Ontology annotation, molecular function: single-stranded DNA binding; ubiquitin protein ligase activity. Gene Ontology annotation, biological process: protein monoubiquitination; DNA damage tolerance. Gene Ontology annotation, cellular component: nucleus; Rad6-Rad18 complex. The record is from RefSeq and is a predicted model, not a curated record. The transcript is spliced from 13 exons.
CUGGUCCAUAACACAGCGUCACAAAUCUGAGCUCCAAUUCAGCGGAAGUCGUCAAAUAACGUAAGAGGCGUCGUGCACCCCUUCUAGCGGGACUGCUGAUCACUGAAACAAGUGUUGCGACUUUCUCAAAUAGCUGCUUUUUGUGACUAACUUAGAUAUGGCCCUUCAGACUGAAGCGGAUUUACCACCUGGCCUUGCAUGUUUUAAAAAUGUUGAUACCCUGCUUCGGUGUCCCAUUUGCUUCGACUUCCUCAAUAUUUCAAUGAUGACUAAAUGCUCUCACAAUUUUUGCUCCUUGUGCAUCAGAAAAUUUCUUUCCUAUAAGUUGCAGUGUCCAGUUUGCAAUACACAAGCAACAGAACAAGACCUAAGAAAUAACCGUUUAUUGGAUGACUUGGUCGUAAACUUUCAAGCUGCAAGGCAGCAGUUGUCAAAAGUAAAUUUUGACUCUCCUCCAAUAUCACCGAAGACCCCGGCUUCCGCUGUCAAAUGUAAAACCCCCAGAGAUAGGGGCCAGAAGUGUAACAGCUCUGUUUUGAGUCACUUUUUCCAGAAGAGGCCUAAAAUAUCUCCCACUAAAGCAACCAAGCAUUGUGUUCAGCUGGAGAAAAUAGAGACUACAUUCACCCCAAAUGCAAAUGACUUACAUUCAGCAACCGCUCAAGUUCCAGUGGCUGUGAAGGAAGAGCCGAUAGAUGUGGAGGAGGCCUCCAUCCAGGGUUUGAUGUCAGUCAAACAGGAGGACAUCGCCUCGUACAAUAUCAGCACUGGGGUUGAGAUAGCGCAUUCCUCAUCACCAUCACAAGAAGUAAAGCCUGUAAUCAAAGUGGAGUGCCCUGUGUGUUCUGUAAGUGUGCCACAGCAGUUUAUCAACAAGCAUCUGGACAUGUGUCUGACCAGAGGAGAGAAGAAGGAAAGCUUGAGGAGCUCCCUUGGCAAGGCGAGGCGUCCAAUGGGGAAGCUUGUGUACAACCUGCUUUCCCUGCAGGAGCUGAAGAGGAGGCUGAAGGAAUGCCACCUCUCAGUGCUGGGUUCUCGAGACCAGCUGAUCAAAAGACACCGGGAGUUUGUCCACAUAUACAAUGCUCAGUGUGAUUCUCUAAACCCAAAAUCAGCUGAAGAUAUUGCCAAAGAGCUGGAGGCCAAUGAGAAGAUCAGGAAUCAGCUGCAGGGGAAAGCCAAACCUGUCAUGGUUUUCUCAAAGAGUCUGUCUGAGAAGGAAAUUGAUGAGAUGCAUUCAAAUUACAGGAAGCAGCACAGCAGCGACUUUUCCCGCCUGAUUGCCCAGGUUCGGGGUCGCCUAGAGACCACCCGACAGACUUGUAUCAAACAGAAAGUCAUUGUGGAAGGAGAGGAUACACAAAAAACACACUUUGCAGAUGAAGUUGAAGAAUCAAAAAGUUGCUUUGUGAUGAAGUUAGAAGACGGAGAAACUGAUGAUGAGCCAUCUGCGGAAGGGAUCGAAAUGUCACCCAGCCCCUCUGAUAGUGACGUGUCCAUCAGCAGUUCUAUUUCAGACAUCUUUGGUCCAGAGCCUGCCAGAAACUUCGAAGACACAGAGAGGACCUCAGUCCAAAAGCAAGCAUCCAGGUUGAGACGAGAUGAUGCAGCUUCAUCGACUUCCCUCGGAAAACGGCGGCGUAAAACGUAAUGAGAGAUGGAGGAGACCAAGAAAGAUCUCUCGCCCACCAAAUCAACACCAAUACACUUUUGACUGACUUUCAAGCAUAUCAAGAUUUUUUAUUUUUUUUUGCACAUUCCUGUUCGGUAUUUCAUGGGAUUUUCCAAAGUUGCACUGUUAAUGUGUCAUGGUAUGAAUAAAUGUUCAGUAUUUUAA